CCACCGGAAAUGAAGUAAAACACGUUUAGGCCACUGUUUACAUUUUUUUGUGGUUGUUUUAUUUGUUGUAGAUCUAUUAUUUCUAUAUCUAGAUCUAUAUACUAUAUAGAGUCUAGAAAUAAUCUUGAUCUUAAAAUACUUUGUUGUGAGGCUUUCAUAGUCAUGGGGCUCACCAAACAAUAUUUGAGAGUUUGCCCUGGCCCUGUUUUUGGUGUGGUAGCUAGCCAACGCUCCAACAUUAUCAGCCUGCCUGGAAGAAAAGAAAAGUCAUCCAGAUGUGUUGUUGGUGCUUGUGAAAAUGUUUACAUUUAUGAUCUAACAACUAAAGAAAAAGUAUUGACUCUUGCUGGUGAGAAGUUUGAAGUCACCUCCUUAGCUAAAAGUCCUAAAUCUGAACACUUAGCUGUGGGCUACAUGGAUGGCAGUAUUCGUGUCUUCAAUAUGGACACAUGCCAGUGUGAAGUCACUUUUCAGGGUCACAAAUCUGCUGUGACUACUUUAUCCUAUGAUACAGAUGGACUGAGAUUAGUUUCUGGAUCAAAAGACACUGAUGUGAUUGUCUGGGAUGUUGUCAGUGAGUCAGGUUUGUACAGACUGAAAGGACACAAGAUGGAGAUAACUCAAGUUUUGUUUCUGAAAAACAGAGAUAUACUUGUAUCUAGUUCUAAAGACACAUUUAUAAAAUUCUGGGAUUUAAAAACGCAGCAUUGUUUCUACACUGUAGUUGGUCACAGAACAGAAGUUUAUGGAUUUCUUCUGUUGCGAAAUGAAACAAGACUGGUGUCUGGAUCAGCGGAUAGCGAACUCAGGGUUUGGGAAAUAAACUAUUUGGAAUCUCAGGAACAAGAAAUGGAGGUUUCUGAAAGCACUUCAGGGCCUCCUGUCAAAAAGCCAAAGUUGACUGAAGAAGAUGAAAGUAGUUCUGAUGAAAGAGAUGAGACUGAGAAAGCAGAAGAUGAAGCAAUGAAAAUCUUAACUUGCAAGAAACUUGGUUCAGUGAUGAGACAGGGAAGGUCAAGGCUAGUUACAAUGUGCACUGACCCUGAAGAAAAACUUUUAUUUUGUCAUGGAAAUGACAAAAAUUUGGAAGUGUUUGCGUUACCAAGUGAUGAUGAGUUGAACAAACUUAUAGCCAAGAGAAUAAAAAAAUUAAGGAAGAAACAUUUAGAGUCAGGUGCUGAGGUGGACACCAGCAAUGUCAGACUUCAACUGAAUGACGAAAUGAAACAUUUACAGACGUUCCGUUUCUCAUCUAAGCUCUGGUCAGUCCACAUUUGUUCCGAUACUGGACAUGACCUGCGUUUUAGUGCACUGUUUGCAAACAACAAACUAGAGACUGGGACAUUCACUUAUGCUAAGCAUGAAAUCAGUUUAAACAAUGUUGUGGCUUACACACAUACUGGACACCGUUCUGAUGUUAGAACUUUAGGAUUCAGUUCGGACAAUUUUAUGAUUCUGUCUGCCAGCUCUGAGGAGGCCAAGUUGUGGAACAGAGAUACUCAACAAUGUAUUCGCACAUUUCAAUGUGACUAUGCUCUGUGCAAUAUGUUUGCAGCUAACGACAAGCAUGUUAUUAUAGGAACUAAGACAGGCAAACUACAGUUAUUUGAUAUUGAUGGAGGCAUAAUGUUGCAUUCUUUUGAAGCCCACCAAGGAGCUGUUUGGUCUGUGGCCCCAAUGCCAGAUAAGAGAGGGCUUGUAUCUGGAGGUGCUGACCAUGAGGUCAAGUUCUGGAAUUAUGAACUUACCAUGGAUUCACAAUCUAAAAGGAAAGUUUUGUCUCUCGAGCACACAAGGACAUUGAAGAUGGAUGAGGAUGUUCUCUGUGUCAAGUUUACACCUGACCAAAAAUUGCUGGCCUUGGCCUUGUUGGACAGUACAGUCAAGAUUUUUUUUACAGAUACUUUGAAGUUUUUUAAUUCCCUGUAUGGUCAUAAGUUGCCUGUGGUGUGUAUGGAUAUAUCAUAUGACAGCACUUUAAUUGUCACAGGCUCUGCAGACAGAAACAUCAAAAUCUGGGGAUUAGAUUUUGGGGACUGCCACAAAUCUAUAUUUGCUCAUGAUGAAAGUGUGACCUGCAUUUCCUUUGUUCCCAAAACUCACCUCUUCUACUCAGGAGGUAAAGACAGGAAGAUCAAACAGUGGGAUGCAGAUAACUUUGAGAACAUCCAGACCCUUGUGGGUCAUCAUGGUGAAAUUAGAAGUCUGGCCAUCAGCCCAUCUGGGAAUACUGUGGUCACUGCCUCUAGUGACAAGAGUCUCAGGAUAUGGGAGAAGACGGAGGAGCCCCUCGUCCUAGAGGAGGAGAGAGAGAUGGAGAGAGAGAAACUGGAGGAUGAGGCUCUGUUACAAACUGGAGAAGUUGUACCUGGUGAGACUACAGAAGAAGUCAAAAUGGCUGGAAAGAAAACACUAGAAAGUAUUAAAGGGACAGAGAAAAUAAUGGAAGCUCUAGAAAUUUAUGAAACUCAGUUGGAAGCAAUCCAGCAAGCAAAGACAAAGAAGUCUGCCCCACCAGCCCCCCAUCCUAUGAUGAUGGCUUAUCAGAGUGAAACUCCAGUUGAUUUUGUUCUAGAAACUAUCAGGCGCAUUCGUGCCAGUGAAUUGAUGGGUUCAUUAUUGGCCUUACCAUUUUCUGAUGUUUCUAAACUGUUGCCUAUUCUGGACAUUUGUUUGUCACAGCAGAGAGAAACUGAGCUUAUGUCCAAGUGUGUCAACUUCUUGCUCAAGAUACAUCAAGGGGAAAUAACUUCCAACCCAAGUCAAGCCAAGAUUCUAGAUAAAUUAAAAGAUCAUACAGUGCAGGCUGUUAAAAAACAAAGGGAUCUAACUGCAUUUAAUGCUGCAGGUUUGGCGUUCAUGAAAAAAUAUGUUGAAGAGAAUAAAGGAAUCAAAAUGUUUGCUGACGCUACAGUCAAAAGGAAAAAAAAGAAACGUGCGGUUUUAGCAAUUCAUUAAAAAUAUUUGAUCCCA
Molecule: messenger RNA, 2973 nt
Organism: Biomphalaria glabrata
Lineage: Eukaryota; Metazoa; Mollusca; Gastropoda; Planorbidae
Product: WD repeat-containing protein 3-like
Exons: 24
Coding region: 163-2958 (931 amino acids)
Biological process (GO): maturation of SSU-rRNA
Cellular component (GO): Pwp2p-containing subcomplex of 90S preribosome; small-subunit processome
Molecular function (GO): snoRNA binding; protein binding
Source: RefSeq, a predicted model, not a curated record